AUGCAGCCAAACAUUUGGCCUUCAGAGGUACCAGACUUCCAGGAAAAGAGCUAUAAACUGUUUGAGGAGCUUGAUAAACUGGGAGUGCGGAUCUUACGUGCAUUAGCACUGCACAUUAACCUACCAGAAACUUUCUUUGACAAUCUCAUUGACUCAGGAAAUUCCAUUCUACGACCUAUCUACUAUCCUCCCAUCCAGGAUGGAAAUGCACCCAAUGUCCGUGCUGGGGCGCAUGAAGAUAUUAACUUCAUCACCUUAUUGGUUGGCGCGAGCGCUGAGGGACUUGAGGUGUUGACCAAAGAAGGAGCUUGGCUUCCCAUUACCACACACGAUGAUGCUAUUGUCGUUAAUAUCGGUGAUAUGCUACAACGGCUUACAAAUAAUGUGUAUCCAUCGACAACGCAUCGGGUUGUAAACCCGACAAAUGAGAACGCAUCGAAACCUCGGUACUCUGUUCCUUAUUUCUUACACCCCAAUCCGGAUGUUCUCUUGGAUCCAUUGCCCUCCUGUAUUACCCCUGGCAAUCCCAAUCAUUACCCAGACUCGUUGACAUCACAUGAAUUUCUUCAGCAACGUCUUCGUGAAAUCAAGCUCAUAUAG
Molecule: messenger RNA, 600 nt
Organism: Malassezia pachydermatis
Lineage: Eukaryota; Fungi; Basidiomycota; Malasseziomycetes; Malasseziales; Malasseziaceae
Product: flavonol synthase
Exons: 1
Coding region: 1-600 (199 amino acids)
Molecular function (GO): dioxygenase activity
Source: RefSeq, a predicted model, not a curated record